This is a messenger RNA of Amoebophrya sp. A120, 1336 nucleotides long. Lineage: Eukaryota; Dinophyceae; Syndiniales; Amoebophryaceae. The record is from the annotation of a GenBank genome assembly.
AGCAUAGCUUCUUGACGCUCAUGUGUCCAUUUGGUAGGUCGUUCACCACGGGCAGUACGAUGUUAUAAUCCCUCUAGUCUGCCACUGCCAAUUACCUCCCCCGCGAAGUCUUGAGUAAGUAGUAGCGACAGAAUAGAAUACAAAUAAUACCACUUUUACAAAAAUUCCGAAGGCCUAGCGACAAGAUGGCGGGCGUACCUCCCAAAACGGGUUUCACGUUUGGGAUUUCUGCUGCGCAGUGGGAUGAGGAAUUUGCGCCGACGAGGAAUCUGCAGCAUAAUGGAACAAAUAGUACCGGGUCAUUUUCGCAACUUCCGCAGAACCCCGGCCAUGCCAAACAGACAGCCGCAACGGGAACCGCUGCCCGUCCGACCUUUCGCUUCAACCCGAACUCCCGUACUGGCGGAAAAGAUGUUCAAUCGAACAGACAAGUGGCGGCGCCUCCCACGCAACUCCCGUCACCGCCACAAAGAAAUCACGGGCAAGAUGGAUUUUUGCCCGGGGGCCAAACGAUGAAUCAGGUCCCCCUCGCCCAGGGGCCCAGAAUGAAAUACCAGAAGACUACUAUGACCGGGACGGGCAGCGGGGGGACCACGGUAGGUGGGCAGAGCAAUUCCUAUAGGGGUCGUCCAACAAAUACAAAUGGCGCAACGACUAGAGCAGGACAAGAAACAAUAAAUCACGAGAACACCAGGCACAUACCAGUUGUAAACAGAGACGGGGUGCCACGUGACCCGAAGCACUGGCGGGCGUACGCAGUGCAUGAUCUGAUGCAGGAGAAAUUGCACGGGUAUCAAAUGUAAAAAUGUCUGGGUCUGGAAGAAUGCAACUUGUCAUGCUAGAUCUGGAGCAUGCAAAAACCUGUGUUGCAUGAUUACCCAAAGUCGUCCAGUUUUGACCAAGUCGCAAGGGAGUUUCUCAUGCAGGAUAGGCAUGAGAGAGGUCGCACAGAAUCUGUCAUGCUAGGUCCUGCAUUCCAGACCUCAUGGGUCAUGGAAAAGCUGCAUGACAAAGCGCGCAUUCUUCCAGACCCAGACACUUUUGCAUUUUAUAACGGGUUUGCUACGGCGAAUUACGGUGCUACUACCGGAUCAUCCCACAGGCCUCAGAAGAUGAAUCAGAACAAUCCUCCUCUAGCCGCCCAUGAUCCUGAACAACGAGCACAGCAAAUGGGCAAGAAGUUUUUCCACUUUCUGGGCACCAACAAUUAUGAGAAUUCGUCAGUGCGAAAGGCCGAUAAAUUUCGCAAAUGGACCUAUCUCGACGUGGGCGGAGGGGGUGAUGGUACGGGAGGCGGUGAGGGGGCAAGAAAAACAAGCAGCGGGGGCCACAGGAC